CAGAGCUCCAAUUGGAACAGCGGCCAUGAUACGCGCGCACCGCAGCCACCAACCCUAAACUCCACAACGCGCGCGCACCGAGACCAGAAAAUAUGUCGACGCCGACGAACCUACAAAAACACCCUGCCGCCGCCGCCCAUGCCACCGCCCAUCACGGCACGACGACGACGCCCAACGCGCUCGGCGCCUUCCCCUCGCCCGCCCCGCGCAGCGUGCCCUCGCCCGCCGCCACGCGCAAGGAGGCCGGCAAGUCGCCCUUCAACGCGUCGCACAGCCACACCAAGGGCCUGGUGGGCAGCUCGCCGGCCGCGGCCGCCAUCAGCUUCGACUCGCCUGGCGCCAUGGGGCUGGGGCUCGGCGCGCUGGGCGCGCUGGAUGGCGGCGUCGGCAUGGGCAUCAGUAUGAGCGGGAUGAGCGGGCUGGGGCUGGGCAUGGGCCUGGGGAGCUCCAUGGGCGGCCGCCCCGACGACACCGAGCAGCGCAAGCGCUUGGAGGGCAUUGUUGCGACGCUGAAGGCGCGCCCCGGCAGAGUCAGCAAGGAGGGCCUCGAGCGCUUGGCUAAACAGCUGGGCCUCUCGAGCGAGGUGCUCUCGGAUGCUAGCGGCGAGCAGGUGCUCCUGGCCCAUACGAGUAUCAUGCUGGAUGUCACUUUUCGCAGAAAUGCUGUCGAGAACGUCAGUGUCUCGUUUGGCGCUCUUUCUGAAGCUAUCCAGAAGCACGAGGAUUCGGCGGCGAGGAUCUUCAAGGAUGACUUGAGCCCGGCGCCCGGCGCGGCGAGCAUAAAUUUGUCGUUGGAGAAGUUUUCGAAAAAUCUCGAGCGGCUGGCCCGGUUGGACAAUCUCAGCAUUUUCAAGGAUGGCAAGCCCGAGGUCAGCUGCUUCGAGGCGAUCAAUGGCGUCUACACGAGUCUUCUCAAGCUGUUCGAGCAUGAGAAGAAGACUGCGAAAGCUUUGUUUGAUGCGUCUGGGUCGAAUGCUGACGAGAAGGCAGCACGCGAGGUCUUGUGCAAGAAGAGCGGAAGGCCCAGGAUGAACGUCAACAAGACCGUCGGCCUGUCCUGGGAGUAUUGGAUGGAGCGGAGAAGCGUCUUCAGCAAGCAUAGAAAAGCUCCCGAUGCGGACAACGACACGGCAAUGGAUAUCGACGACUCUGACGACGCAUCGUCUGACGAGUCUGCGGACAGAAUCUACUCUCUCACAAUCGAGUGUGAAUCGUCUCCAGCACAUCUGUACCCGUCCAUCCGCGUCAGCGAUUCGUGGGUAUCCGAUACAGUCGAGAAGGCGUCGGACCCCAACGAUCUCUUUGAUGCGUCGAUCAUCGACUGGCUGGAUCCGCCUCCAUCAUACUCUGGCGCAACAGACAGCGCACAAAACGACCCCAUGGCCCUGGACGGCAUGGGCAAGCUGCCCAACGUGCGCUUCGUCGCCAAGCUGAACCCGCCACUGGUCUUGCCGGCCAACACGGCGCAGCAGAUCCUGGCCUCAGUCAAUGCGCAGGUCAACGAGAACACGGUGCGCUGGGUCACGCUGGACGCGGGGAUACUGAAGCCGGAGGAAGAAGCCGCGGCCGCGGCGCUUGGGCCGCAGGAGCCAAAGCAAUACAGCAGUGUCAAGAACGUGCUGGUAGUGGAUGAGGACGGCAGGGAGCAUGAUCGUCGGCAUCAAAACACCCUGUUUGUCAACAAGCCCGAGUUCUGCCGCGUGGUCGACGAGAUCCCAUUCGAUCACCCGCGCCAGAUCACCCAGAUCCUGCCGAUCCUUCGCCAAUACGCGCACCUGACCAGCCUCCUCCAAGCAUCCUUCUGCAACGACGCCUCGCCCGCAGCCGCAGAAGCCGAAGCCGACGCCGCUAACCCCUCCCUCCCCAUCAGCAUCGGCGUCGCCGUCACCGGCCCCUCGCCCACCCUCACGGUCGUGUACCCCCGCUCCAACAGCGCCCCUCAACAAGACCAAGAUCAAAAUCAAGACCAAACGCCCCACCACCACGCCCCGAUCGAGACGCUGGACGCGCUGCUCGCGCCCGCCGCGCCGGCAGGGCUCGUCACGCUCGCCGCGUCGAUACUGCCGAAUGCGGAUGUCGCGAUCUCAGAGCAGAACUUGUUGGCGCCGCCGCUGGAGAGGGGUCAGGGGCAGGGGGAGGGGGAGGGGGCGGGAGAGCGCGUGCAGGAGGACCAGCGGAGGCGCAUUAGGGCGUUGGAGCGCUUGGGGAGGGCGCUGGAGCUGAGUGCUGAUGUCGGGGUUUGGGUGGAGUGGGCUGCGGGGAGGGGUGGGAGGCUUUAGGGGGAUGGGGAGGUAGGUAUGGGUUGACGCAAUGAGACGAGACGAGCUUCUGCGCGAACGACGGGUUGUGUUUUCGUUGGGCUAUGUGUGGUAGACUGAAGUUAAAGCUCGGGCAUAUGCGGAGAAGAAGCUAGGUACCUAUCAACCUAGGUAGAUCAUCAUCAGCAACCUAACCACCCUUUCUCUUUCUCUCUCUUCCUCUCCUUCCUCUCUCUUCCUCUUCCUCUUUCUUUCCUCUCCUCUAGUUCCCCCUCCCCCACCUUCUCAUUAGUUUCUUACUAAAACCACACGUUUUGCCUGUGUAGUUACUCUCUUCAUCCUACCUUGUCCACCCCGUCCUUAAUACGAACCCAUGACCCACCUCCGCAUCGCAUCACAUGGAAGUCGGGAG
Molecule: messenger RNA, 2670 nt
Organism: Aplosporella prunicola CBS 121167
Lineage: Eukaryota; Fungi; Ascomycota; Dothideomycetes; Botryosphaeriales; Aplosporellaceae
Exons: 3
Coding region: 93-2279 (728 amino acids)
Biological process (GO): regulation of transcription by RNA polymerase II
Cellular component (GO): mediator complex
Molecular function (GO): transcription coregulator activity
Source: RefSeq, a predicted model, not a curated record